UGUUAUUUUGAGCAGAUUUAGGCAAAACCUGCGAAAGCUAGUGUACAGUUUUUGGCUUUUGCAUACUGCAGUGUCUCCAGCGAGGUAUUCUGCACUUUCAGUCUUUCACCUGUUCGUGUUUUCUAGAAAUUCUUGUUUGAGAGCAAAAUUAUCUGGAAUGUGACUUUGUCUGGUGGCACUCUGACAAAAUACCUUCCGAUAUCUUCAGCUGUCCUUGGUUCGCCAACCUGUGAAUUCGCGUCUCGAUCUGCAACAUUAAGAUCAGAAAUGCCUCUUUACGUAGGGCAUGUGAACGGGACAUUCAAGUAUCGGGAAGUCAACGAAAAAAAUUCGAAAGAGAUCUUGCAUUGCCCUUAUAAUUUUCGCCAUCAAGUUCCGUUCGAAGUCUUCCAGAAACACCUGCGGGCAUGUCCAGAUGCGGCAGCAAAAAAAGAGCUGGUGGAUUCGUGCGAGUUCAACCCAGUCCACUUUUAUCCGGCACUGGACGUAGAACGAGAAAUUCACCUGCAAAUCUGCCCAAACCGGCGACAAGCUCCAGUCCGAGAACGACCAGAGAAAAAAGGUCAUUUGGUGACCCUGCCGCUUUGUCCGCUGACCCGGAAAGAAGCGGGAUUGAAAACUCGGGAGUCUCAGAAGCCGAUGCCAAGUGUGGAAGAUAUUUUGGGACCAGAAGUUCGUUUUGUGGAGCUGGAGAAAAAUGCUGCCGAACGGAUGAAUCGAGCCAGGAAGUCCACUCCGUUCGAAGAAGCCAUCGAGGACGUUAUGAAAAAUGGGCCCGAGAAUAUGGCUAUUAUCGCCAGUAUACUUCCAGGAUGUCCAGAGUGGAAAAGGUCCGGUUUGCGCUGUAUUUGGAUUCUAAAAGGGAACAAGCAGAACGCGAUGCAUAUUACUCAAUUGUGGUUCAACGCCGAUAUGAAAAUUUGUGAAAUAUGUUGAGAAUCCGAUUGGAUUUCAUCAGAGGAAAUGAGGAAAAAUAAAUCAUCCUUGAUCUAGCAUAUUCAGAGCUUUUGUUGUCAUGCGGCGCCGGUCUUCAGUUUUAUGUGUUCCAUUGUUAACCGCGUUUCUAGAUUCCGAAUUGUUCCUUGUUCUGAUAAUUAUUUUCGUUGCAGUGUGUUACUUGCUACUUGUGUACAAAGAUACAUACCAAACCGAAAUUGUUAUUUCAUCAACAAGAACAAUUAUCUUGGUACGAUUUGCGGCUCUGUUCCGUAAUGGAAAAUUAGUGUGAUGCGAUUGGGACUUAGUUGAGUUGUUACUUCAACUAUAACCACAUGUGUGUUUUAUUUCUUAUAAAAAGUAAAA
This is a messenger RNA of Paramacrobiotus metropolitanus, 1302 nucleotides long. RefSeq lists its product as uncharacterized. The transcript has 7 exons. Lineage: Eukaryota; Metazoa; Tardigrada; Eutardigrada; Parachela; Macrobiotidae. Bases 268 to 936 code for a protein of 222 amino acids. The record is from RefSeq and is a predicted model, not a curated record.